Messenger RNA from Galdieria sulphuraria, 469 nucleotides. RefSeq lists its product as uncharacterized. The transcript is spliced from 2 exons. Bases 25 to 444 code for a protein of 139 amino acids. The record is from RefSeq and is a predicted model, not a curated record. Lineage: Eukaryota; Rhodophyta; Bangiophyceae; Galdieriales; Galdieriaceae.
CCAAUUUGUUUCUAGAAUUAGGCAAUGCAGUGGCUUUCUCAUUUUUGGCGAAUACCUUAUACAAGCUAUUUGACUAUAAGUGACAUUAUUAUAGCUUUAGUGCGUUACAGAGGUCAAGCAAAUAGAGGAGCAAGAGCAAGAAACUUAUUUUCUAGUGAGCGAACCUUCAACUCUUGGCUCCGUUCCGGAUUAGGAGCUAUGGCCCUUGGAACAACUGCUUCCAAAUAUGUAUAUACAGCUAGCGGAAAGGCUGCUGCUAUUUUGCUAUUUUGUCUUGGCGUUAUUAUCACUUUCUAUUGUUUGGUCAGACACUAUCAUUCAGUUUUCCAAAUUGAGGAAGAUAUUCUUUAUUCCAUUUCAGUUCUUCCCGUGACCUUUUCCAUAUUGGCGGUGGCUUUGGCUGUUACUAUCUUUGUGUUAGUUUUGCUGGAUGAAAGUUAUUGACCCGAGCUUCACACCUAAAUUGAUU